Messenger RNA from Geodia barretti, 1829 nucleotides. Lineage: Eukaryota; Metazoa; Porifera; Demospongiae; Tetractinellida; Geodiidae. The record is from the annotation of a GenBank genome assembly.
GCGCAUGAUCGUUGUUUUUUACAGCUGUGUGUGCCGACGAUUUAGGGUAAUCCGAACAGAUAGACUUGAGUUUAGUGGAUAUUCUGGACUCCCGUUUCUCUCUACGACCAGUGGAUUUUCUACAGUAUCGAUCUGUAGCGGUGGGGGAUCGCGUCAUGUCUGAGCCAGACACCCAGAUGUGUUGUUGGGAGUCAGUGAGCUGUGAGGAGUUCUCGGAGUGGUUUGACUGUGACGGGAGGCUGGUGAAAGACGUGACCAUGAGACAGAGAGUUUUUGAAGCUGUAGUAGACCCCUCCUGUCGCAGGAGGCUCUGGAAGUUUCUAUUGAGAUCUUCCCCGCAACACUCACCUUCGGAGCAGAAAAAUUUUGACCUUGAGAACAGGUCUCAGUACCAGGCCCUCUGCAAGAGGUGGGAGAACAUUGAUAAGAAUGUGGCAAUGCCCGACGACGACCUCUCCGAGUCUCCUCCCUACAUGGAGCUUAGUGACGACGACGAUGGUGACGACUCCAAUUACUGCCCACCACGAGAGAGCGGAUUGUCUCAGUGUGGACGGAGUCUCUCAAACCCUUUCCCCGACGGGAGGGCCGAGCUGGAUAGGUCUCGUUCCAGCGACACUGGUGGCGUGGAACCGAGACACAAGAGUCCAAGCGAUGGGAAUGUAGUGCUGAGUGCUGCGGCUGGGUUACUGGAGGAGAGGUCACGGGGUCGUGCCAGGGAUAACGGGAGGGAGGAAGAGGAGACUGAUGAUAGAGAGGCCUUAGUGAAUGGUGAUGAAGCAGAGUCCAACCGCCAGCCAAAGUGUGAGUGUGACUUCAGACGUCGCAGUUGGGAAGAUCUUGUUGACGAGGACGGCAGAGCCUUGCUCUCCAUCCUAGAAUUUCCAUCACGGGUGUUUGCAGCGAGACAGCCACUGGAGCUGGAGACUGGGUAUGCCAAGGACAAGAGAAUAAUUCUCAGAGACGUCCUCAGGACUGACAGGAACUUCCACUACUUCAGUCACAAGAGGAACUUGAGGAAAGUCCACAGAAUUCUCCUCAUCUACGCCAUGUUCCAUCCUGAGAUGGGCUAUGCCCAGGGAAUGAACGACCUUCUGGCGAGGUUCCUGGUCGUGACAGACUCGGAGGUCGAUGCCUUCUGGAUGUUUGAGCGCUACAUGAAGGACAAGAGGAUUGACUUCAUGGAGGUCUCCAUGAUGAGGAAAGUUGCUCUGGUGAGGAAGCUCAUCUCCGAGAUAGACAGAGACCUCUACCAGUUCUUUGAGUCCUCAGAGUGUCACGACUACCUCUUCUGCCACCGCUGGCUCCUCCUCGAUUUCAAGAGAGAGUUCACCUUCCAAGACAGCCUCAGAAUCUUUGAAGUAUUAGGGACCCACUAUCUGGAGCUGUACUCGGACAAGGCACAGGUGGAGACAGACAAGGCCAUUGCUAAAGAGUUUCUCAAUGAGGGUGGUGAGAUGAGACCAGGCAGAGGAAUGAUGAACUUUGAGUUCACCUUUGACCUCUUUGUGUGUGUGGCCAUCCUCACUCUCCACAGAGACAAGAUCUGUCAGUCAACUGAUGCUGCCAGUGUGUACGGCUGUCUCAACAGUCUCUCAAUGAACAUGGACCUGUCAUCAGUGCUAAAGCAGGCAGUCCACCUCUGUCUUCAGUACUGCAGACAGACGGUGACCAAGGGAUUUGCAGAAAUCAACAUCUGACUAGUCCUCACUCAAGGACAUUAUUGUGUUUCUAUACACCUCUCAUACAAAUAUUAUAAUUAUGCAUUGCAAGCAGUGGGCCGUAAUAACAGCUACGUAGCUGUAUUAUUGUAUAGAGAGUUUUUCUGGAGA